Messenger RNA from Ooceraea biroi (clonal raider ant), 4022 nucleotides. It is a transcript of the gene tei, whose product is annotated as irregular chiasm C-roughest protein teiresias. Lineage: Eukaryota; Metazoa; Arthropoda; Insecta; Hymenoptera; Formicidae. Gene Ontology annotation, biological process: cell-cell adhesion. The record is from RefSeq and is a predicted model, not a curated record. Gene Ontology annotation, molecular function: cell adhesion molecule binding. Gene Ontology annotation, cellular component: plasma membrane; cell-cell junction.
UACCGGCUGGUGAUCGGUAGUGAUGCCGUGAUGGGCUGCAGCUCGAGAUCGUUCUUCCUGACCACGCUCUUCUUCGCGGCUGGAUUACUGUCGAUCGCCUUGCUCGUCGACGUAUCCUGCGCGACACGUGUGCGUCGGUCAUCGAAGAGGAGCUUCCAUCUCGAUGAUUCCUUGGGAAUAGUGUACACGCGACGAAAUUAUACGGACUUACACGCGUACACAGGACUGAGACAGCGCUCUGGACCGACGGAUGCUCCGAGAGGAGCCUCCGUGAAAGAAGCCGGCGUUUCUGCGCUGCGUGGUAGGCAGGAGGGUAGUCGACGCGCUAGGAGGACCACCACCAGCACGACGACCACAACGACGCCCAGCUCGACGUUAAUACCCCUCCCCGACGACGAAGUAGCGCAGCCCGCAGCCCUUCUAGCCCCCGAGGACGAGUCAUGGUCCACCGGUUCUUCGACAACCAACGUUCCGUUGUCGUCAGACGUGGACACCACGUCGUCCAACCCGCCUAUGGAGCUCGUGGUGAAGCCUCACAGUAAAGUCAUCCUGCCUUGCGAGUUGGACGGAAAUUACUCAAGAUUAUUGCUGCCGGGGGCGAGAAGUUACAGAAUACGACCGGCGACAUGGCUGCACGAGGGCAAUCCGGUGGACAUGAUCACGAUAAACACCAGAACGGAAAUGAGCGGUACUGGGCACCGGUAUAUCGGCGAUUCCACAACCGCAGCGUUGCAUAUAGACAAUGUCAGGCUGGAAGAUGACGGUAUAUGGGGCUGCACGCUGGAGGACGACAGGGGCAAAAUCCUCUUCGGCAGACCAGUGAAGCUGGUCGUGCUCGAGGCACCUCGCGGGACGUAUUUGCUGAUAGACGGCCGCCGAUUGGAUCCCGGAAACCAGUUCGUGCCAGUGAAGGAGGGCUCGGAACUCACCCUCGAGUGCGCGGCCGAGGGUGGAAAUCCACCGCCCGUUUUGGCUUGGGGCAUGACCUUGUCUCAAGCCACUUUAGACGGACCGGAACAACCGCCGGACAAUCUCACCGUCUUACCCUACCCAUCUGGCAGGCGCAGUGGAGCUCACCUCAAGGUCUUAAGGGGACACCAUAAUGCCACGAUCGUCUGCGUCGCGCGUCAUAUCACGCUGACGAUGCCGAUGAAUGCCAGCAUUCUGCUCGACGUCCAAUAUACUCCGUCGUUCGCGAUAACGCGUUUACCUGGUUUUGGAAUUCCGAUCGUCGAGGGAAUGUCUGUCAGCCUGAAAUGCGAGGUGGAUAGCAAUCCAGCCAGCAAUCCGAUUUGGCAGCGCGACAAUGGCCCGCCCCCCGUGGAGCAGAGCGAUGACGGAUGGUUGAACUUCACAAAAAUCACUCGGGCCGAGAGUGGCUGGUACAAGUGCUACACGCGGCAUACGCUCGGCAUUUUCACCAGCAUCGGAUAUUUUCUCAACGUUCGCUAUGAUCCAGAUAUGGAGACCGAGGCGGAGGCGUUGAACGGCGAGGCGACCGACUCGCGAAAGAUGGAGGUGCAGAUCGGCGGCGCGGUCACCCUCGAAUGCGACGGCGGAUGCUGGGGCCACGGGCCCGGGAUGGAUCCAGUAGGCGGGCCCGGACCCCUCGCUCUCAGCCGGGUGGUGUAUCAGGAAGGCGGCGAGUACCGAUGCGUUGCGCCCGACCGGAAGAUGCAGGACACGUGGCGAGCGCAAGUACCGUAUCACAUCAAGGUUAUCGGGCGACCCAUGGUUCAGCCGCCGAGUCAGACGGUGACGGCGAACGAGGGUGAGCCGCUGGACAUCGUCGUCGAGUUCUGCGCAGAGCCGAGUUACACGAAGGUCCUCUGGAUGUCGAAAGAGCGAGUGUACACACCGGGCGCACCCUCUCACGACGGGGUCCAAGCCCUUGCAAUCGAGGACGGCGGCACGGAGUCGUGUUAUCGGACAACCCUGCACUUCGAGACGAUCCAAUGGUCUCACGCGGGCGAGUGGAUGCUGCUGAUCCGUUCGCCGGAAGGGAUCGCCGACGCUUCCGUUCUGCUCAAUGUGACACUCGCUUCCGGAUACAGCCACGGUCACGUCCAUUCGGCGAGUCUGGUGUACCUCCUGCUCUGCCUGAUUCUGCAGGCGAUCCUGCAGGAACACCGUCGCUGAGGGGGUUUAGGGAGGGGGCGACCCGGCGUAGAGAUCCAGGCGUAAGAAAUCUCGGCGAAACUCCCGGUGACGCGGAAAGCUCGGAAGAACGGCUUUUCCCCCUGACGGCGAGAGAGGAAGCGAAGCUUCUUUGUACAUAAUGUCGAGAUCCUCCUUCCCCGAGGAAUUUUUUCCCCGCGCGACGACUUUCGCAUCGACAAAACGCGCGCGCGGAUUUGUCAAACACGCGCGUAGAAUACCUGCGUGUCUCCGUCGCGUUGCGAGCAUAAUAAAAUUCGACGGAAGUUCCGUUGACGCGCCUUCGACACGAACCACCACGGCCUUGGUGUUUCUCGAAUCUCAUAGCGAGUUCUCCUGUCCUUUGUUAGAGUCGUUUCUAGAAGAUGCAUUCGCGAGUGCACGAUAUCACGAAGCAGGAUUGUCGUCGUGCGAAACCUCAGGCGAGCUCGCGCGGGCACGAUUAAAAUUCGAUUUCUCUGGCCUUAUACGAGGGGAUGGUGGAGGAAAAAGGGAGAGAUCGCGCGCGGGCGAUGGGGGAUACGUAUUUAUAUAGGGAGAAAAUUUGUAAACUACGAAUUCGCGCACGCUAACAGUCGCGCCAUACGAUGUGUAUAUAUUUGUAUAGGUAUAAUAAAUGAUAAACCGAUGCGUUUGCGGAUUGUACGGUACGGUGUUCCCGCAAUGUAGGGAUCGGUGCGAAACGGGGACUAAUUCCUUUUUCUCUUUCUUUUACGAUUCGCUCGCGAACGGCGUGUACUUUUUGCGAAUGAAGGAGGUGAGAGACACGGCCGUAAUCAAUCUGCGACAAACUCGAAUGCAUCGAGUCUGCAUCGAGGUAUGAUCAUACUAGCAUUGCAAGGCGAACACGUGACACAUACGAGGCGUCGGUGUGCUUGUAUUAAAAUAACGAAAUAAUAACGAUCGACUGAGCGAUACUGUGCCACGCGAUAGAGAAAGAAGGCGCGAGGGGUAGCGAAUUUCUUUUUGGCGAAGUACGCGCGCGUCUCCCGCGCGGACGAUACCGUCGACGAGAUGAAAGAGAAACUCAAUUUGCGCAACGUCAAAUACUCCCGAAGGUAGGGCGACUAAAAGAUAAAUUGUUGUAUAUUACUUAGAUAAGUAGAAUUUGAUAUAGCGUGUAUAUAGUGACUGUAAAUGCGUAGGCUAUCGUACACGACGAAUUAUACAGUGACGCUGUUAGAGAUAUAUUUAUUAUUCGUUGAUAUAUUUUUAUAAAGUUUUAUUUAGCCAUAAGUUCUCGUUCUCGCCUUCCCCCGCUCCGAGAAUCUCGUUCGCACGAUCAUAACGCUCGUUUCGUUGGGAGGUGUGGAGCGCCCCGCUUCAACGGCGCUUCAAGUUAGGAACUUUUCAACGAGAACCGUUACAAUAAAGUACAGUAUAUCCUAUGAACGUCCUAAAUUCAAUCUAGCUGUAGCUCUAAUCGUUGGAAACAUGGAGAACAUCGUUGUCUUUACGAUACUUUGAUCUGUAUGAUCGCAAACGGAUGGCGGGCGCGGCGAAGCGUUAUCGUCCCGUCACAAUCGGUCCCGCUUUUUUCGAGCAUCCUUAACAUGGCUCUUUCGUAAGUUCGGUGGUUCCUAAUUUUGUAAAAAAAAUAGGGUUUGUACUCAGCUUACCGCGACGAUUAACGAUACAUCCUUAUCGCCGGUACGUCCUAGCCGCGCGCGCGAUCGCAGUCGGUACUACUUAUAGAUACGAAAUAAGCAUACCUGAUGUCUUCACGUUGAUUUAGUGGACUCGACGAAUCCGAUGUCGUCUUUCUUUAAGUUUUCUCAGAUCGCUAAGGUGUUACAAAUAAGCAACGUGGUGUAAUCGUUGUACCCAAUGACGCCUAAAAGUCCAAUAAAUGAUAUUUACAAUAU